Molecule: messenger RNA, 471 nt
Organism: Dendrobium catenatum
Lineage: Eukaryota; Viridiplantae; Streptophyta; Magnoliopsida; Asparagales; Orchidaceae
Exons: 1
Coding region: 1-471 (156 amino acids)
Source: RefSeq, a predicted model, not a curated record
AUGACCGCCCCGUAUGAGCAUAUCGACUACUACAGAAUCAUCAUGCAUCUUCAACGAGCACCAGACGCACUCCUUUGCCAGAUUUUUCCUUCCACCCUUAAAGGACAGGCUCGAACGUGGUUCUAUUCUCUUCCAUCCAGAACGAUCCCUUCAUUUAUCAAAUUAUCCAAACUAUUCAUUGAACAGUUUGUGGCUAAUCGAAGAAUUGCUAAGGAUUCUUCCCACCUCUCCGGGAUCCACCAAAAUGAGGGAGAAUCGUUGAAGGAGUAUUUUCAGCGGUUUUCCACCGAGGCUCGACAGAUUCCAGGAGUAGACCCUAAAUUACUUAGAGGGGUUUUUCUUGGAGGUCUUCAUCCUGUCCCCUUCUAUUCAGUACUCAUGCGCGAUACUGUUCAUUCAUAUGCUGACCUGAUCCAUCGCGUGGAGGCACAAAUUUCUGUAGAUGAAGCUAUAAAUGCUCACAGGAAGUAA